Messenger RNA from Oryzias melastigma (Indian medaka), 2864 nucleotides. Its product is annotated as lysine-specific demethylase 9. The record is from RefSeq and is a predicted model, not a curated record. NCBI's taxonomy places the organism in Eukaryota, Metazoa, Chordata, Actinopteri, Beloniformes, Adrianichthyidae. Gene Ontology annotation, cellular component: nucleus.
CGAGAAGGAGGCGAAGAAGGCAAAGCUCCAUCACCAGCAGCAGCACCAUCAGCACGCUGAGCCGGGGACCCAGCGCCCGCAUCAGCUGCAGCAAACCCCCAAACCGCACGACCUCAGCGCGGACAAGCACGUCCUGCACGUCCGCCGCCACCAGCACAGCAACGGCUUCACCAAUGGCGUGAAAAGCCGCUCACCGGGCUCCUUCCCCGCGCAGAAGAAGCCUGCUCAGCCACCUGAUCUGUUCACGUUCACGCCCCUCACCGUGGUCCAGGCCGGGCCGCAGCGGUUCAAGGAGAAGCGCCGGGAGAAGGAGCUGAAGCUGAGGAAGGAGAACUCUGCGGUUAACGUCACACAUGCACAGCUCAGCAAGAAGAAAACCUGCAUCGUGUCAGAGCCAAGAGCCCACCAGGAGAACGGCAAGUCUCUGACACUGGAGGAGUAUCUCCUGAAGAAGAAGAAGAAAAAGAAGAGGAAGCACCAUGAGGAGGAUCACAAACCCAGGAAGGUCCGGCAUAUGCACCACAGAGCGGUCCAGACCAUCUGUGCAGGUCCUGAAGUUGGGAAUGCUCGUCUGGCUGAUGCCACAAAGCCGAAAAGUCACCAUCAUCACCCCUCCAGAGACUCUCUGAACCCAUCCUACCUGCACGUUCCAAAAGUAGGCCACGCCCCCUUUCUCUCCCAUCAGGAGCACUUCAUCCGCAGCUCCAGCCUCCAGACUGGUACCAAAUACGGACGCUUCAUGCACGAGGAGAGGCAGCCCAACGGUGGGGGGGCGGUGCUGCAUGCUUACGCCGACGAGCUGGCCCGCCUCAGUCCUGACGAGAUGGAGGGAUUUGCCAAGGAGUUCCUGGAGCUGGCCUUCGCCGAAAAGCCCAAGGGCGCAGCGGCCUACGCCCUGUCGGUGGUGCACAGGGCAGCCGCCUACCUGCCCGACUUUCUGGACUACUUCGCCUUCAACUUCCCCAACACCCCAGUCAAGGUGGAGAUACUGGGCAAGAAAGACAUUGAAACCACUACGAUAGGAAACUUUCACUCUCAGGUGAGUCGGACUUACUGUGCAGGAACGUACCGGGCCGGACCCAUGAGGCAGAUCAGCUUGGUGGGAGCCGUGGACGAGGAAGUUGGAGACUUUUUCCCCGAAUUUCUGGACAUGCUGGAGGAAUCGCCAUUUCUCAAGAGGACGCUGCCGUGGGGAACGCUCUCCAGUCUGAAGCUGGGCUGUCGCUCACAGAGUGACGAUGGGCCCAUCAUGUGGGUGCGACCCGGAGAGCAGAUGGUUCCCACCGCGGACAUGCCCAAGUCUCCGUUCAAGCGGCGCAGGUCUAUGAACGAGAUCAAAAACCUGCACUUCCUGCCGAGGACCAGCGAGCCCAGAGAGGUUCUGUUCGAGGACCGGACCAAGGCCCAUGCCGAUCACGUGGGUCAGAGCUUUGACUGGCAGAGCACGGCGGCUGUGGGCGUGCUGAAGGCGGUGCACUUCGGAGACGGGGACACCAAACCCCGGAUAACCAAAGACGUGGUUUGCUUUGAUGCCGGGGAUUUCACGGAGGUGGUGCAGAGGCUGCAGCUGGAUCUGUAUGAGCCUCCAGUCUCUCAGUGUGUCCAGUGGGUGGAUGAUGCCAAGCUCAACCAGCUGAGGCGAGAGGGCGUCCGCUACAUCCGGGCGCAGCUCUGCGACGACGACAUCUACUUCAUCCCCAGGAACGUCAUCCACCAGUUCAAGACCGUGUCCGCCGUCUGCAGCCUGGCCUGGCACAUCCGCCUCAAGCAGUACCGCUCCGAAGACGUCGACAAGAAGGAGGAGCCUCCACUCCCCAGCGACCCCAGCCCCACCUCCGGCCGCGUCUCCCUCUCCUCGCCGGCGAGGCCCGACUCCUCCCUCACCCCGUGCGGGAGGCCCCAGGCGGACGCCCUCCGAGGCGGCGUGGCAAAGACGGAGGAGCCCGAAUUCCAGAGGCCGGCCACACCCACCAGGGAGCUCCAGCCGGCCCCCCCACAGCCCACCAAGUCUGCCCAUCCCCCGUUCCCAGAGCCCCACCCCUUUCUGGCCUCCACGCCCUCAAAGGAGCCCUCCCUGCCAAAGCCUGUAGACCAAACCACAGCGUUCCCAAAGUGACCCCCCACACCCACCCCAACCAGCUCCAGCAUGGAGUUUGAACCUUAAACAGACGUUUAAUCACACUAAAUUAUUGGUCAAAGUUUUGUAACCUCUUAAUGUCUCUGGUUGCUCUUAUUUUCAUUUUUGUACUGUUUAAAGCUAAAUAAUAUAUAUUUUGUUAUUUCAUAUUCCCCGCCUUAUUUAAAGCUUUUGUUGUGUUUCGUCCUUUCAAAAUUGUCCUGGUGUUUGAGCAGUACUAAGAGGCUCGUACACCGGGGGGCGCUCUCAGCUAGGAAACGGGAUUUACACUGCAGACGGUUAGCUUUCUUUCUGUGUAGCCUUGACUUCAGUUUAGUCAUGUGAUCAGUCUGUUUAUCAUGAAGGAAUCGUUGCUUUGAGUCAGAACCAUUGACUGUAUAUGAGAACUGGACUGAAUGACCCUCCCCUCUUGAGCUCCAAUCCCUUCUAUAGUGAAGUAAACAGCUAUUACUUAGUCUAUUCUAUGUGUGUUGCUAAUUUUUUAUUCUUUAUAUUAUUUUCAGCAUUGGAAGUUAUUUACGUAAUAAACUGACCAAUCAGAUGCCUCAAUAAAAGUAGGUUGUCUUACAUCAAAACUUUUGAACUUGAUUAACAGAUUUGUCUGCUUUCACGCGGUAGAGAUGCAGCCUUCAAACUAGCUCACCCCUGAUUGGUAAGAAUAGUUGCCAUGGAAACGUUGGCUUAGACAGACUUGGACUAAUCACUGCUUACUGUUAAUGUCUGGCUC